Candida dubliniensis CD36 is the source of this 1419-nucleotide messenger RNA. RefSeq lists its product as uncharacterized. The transcript has a single exon. The coding region runs from base 1 to 1419 and encodes 472 amino acids. Gene Ontology annotation, cellular component: fungal-type vacuole membrane. NCBI's taxonomy places the organism in Eukaryota, Fungi, Ascomycota, Pichiomycetes, Serinales, Debaryomycetaceae. Gene Ontology annotation, biological process: transmembrane transport. Gene Ontology annotation, molecular function: transmembrane transporter activity. The record is from RefSeq and is a predicted model, not a curated record.
AUGACUAACACUUUAUCUUCGUUUGAAAGUGUUGAACUUACUGCUGUUUCCUUAAGACAUCAAAUCCAAUUCCGUCCAGAAGAUGAUCAAUUAUCAAAUGAUUCAUUAACUCCCAUUGUCACAAUCACUGAGGAGGAGUAUGAGGAUAACGAUAGUUCUGAAGAAUAUCCUGAAGGUGGAUUAAAAGCUUAUUCAGUCAUAUUGGGAUCAUUUUUAGGAUUAAUAGUCAAUUUAGGGUUGAUUAAUUCAAUUGGAGCCAUUCAAGCUUAUGUUUCAACUCAUCAAUUACUGAAUUUAAAAGCUACUUCAAUAUCAUGGAUUUUUUCAAUUUAUUUAUCAUUAGCAUAUGCUGGUGGGAUUAUAACCGGUCCAAUUUUUGAUAAACGUGGACCUUUAGAAAUAUUAAUUGUUGCUACAAUAUUUAUUUUCCUUGGAUUAAUGGGAGCAGCUCAAAGUGUGGAAAUUUGGCAAUUCAUAUUGAGUUUUAUAAGUUUAGGAAUAGGAAGUGGAUUAGGUACAACUCCAUUAAUUGUUGUUAUUAGUCAUUGGUUUUGUAAGAAAAGUGGCAGUUUUACAGGAUUUGCUACUAGUGGUGGAUCAAUUGGUGGAUUGAUUUUCCCAUUAAUGUUACGACACACAUAUAAUGUUUAUGGAUAUGUUUGGGCAAUUAGAAUUUUAGCAUUUAUGUCUUUGGGUUGUAUGUUAUGUUCUAUCUUUUUAGUUAAAGAACGAUUUCAUAAAGUACAAACAGAAGUUAUUUCUCAACAAUCGAAAACAACUACAAAAUUCCUGUUUCAAAUUUUAAUGGAGAAAUUGAAAUCAGUUAAUGCUAGUGAUUUCAAAUACAUUUAUGUAAUAUUAGGAGCAUUUUUCGCAGAAUUAUCAUUGAUUUUGUUAGUUACUUAUUUCCCUUCUUAUGCAAUUGCUCAAGGGGUUUCAGAGUCAACAUCCUUGUUGUUAUUGACAGUUUGGAAUGCUACAGGUAUUUUGGGAAGAUGGAUUCCUGGACUUGUGUCUGAUAUUUAUGGUAGAUACAAUGUCUAUGUUUUUAUGUUGAUAUUGUAUUGUCUUUCCAUAUUUGUCUUGUUAUAUCCAUUUGGGUCAAGUGAAAAAAUCUUGUAUGCAUUUGCUGGUGUUGGUGGUUAUUGUUCUGGCUCCAUACUUGGAUUAUUACCUGCAUGCUUAUCUCAAAUCACUCCAGUCAAUGAAAUCGGUACUAAAUAUGGGAUUCUUAACGCAGUAUUAUCAUUAGCAAACUUGUUUGGUAUACCAAUUGCAGCAUCAAUUAUUAAGGAUGGUACAUCAAAAGAGUAUAAUAAUUUUGUUGUAUUGGUUGGUUGUUUGGCUGUUGCCGGUAGUUUAUUUUGGUAUUUUAGUAGGGUGGCGAUUCUGGGUUUCAAACUAAACAUUAAAGUGUAG